Molecule: messenger RNA, 8691 nt
Organism: Anguilla anguilla (European eel)
Lineage: Eukaryota; Metazoa; Chordata; Actinopteri; Anguilliformes; Anguillidae
Gene: prdm16
Product: PR domain containing 16
Exons: 20
Coding region: 384-4586 (1400 amino acids)
Cellular component (GO): nucleus
Molecular function (GO): protein binding; histone H3K9 methyltransferase activity
Source: RefSeq, a predicted model, not a curated record
CGCGGGUUGGGCACGUCACGUGCUGGAUGGCAUGCUUUUUCAUCGCGGUUCCCUCGCAGAAGCGCGUGUAGCUUUCUUUAGGAAAAUUUCUCAAGAAAAAGUACUGAUUUGUCGACAAACAAGUCGUUGUCCGAUAGGCGUUAAAAUGCUUAAAAAACACACAUUUUACCGUUGUAUCUUCUGGAAACUCGGGGACAAUUUUAUCAAUUCCCUGACAACACUGACAGUGCGCAUGUCUGCGUUUUGGGUCUGAGCUUGUUUUUGUUUGUGUUGCAAGUCCCAUGCCAUAUUUGUUAUUUAAAAAAUGUAGAUUACAAACACAACCACGAUGUUGUUGUAUCCAAUGUGCUCGAUAUUCCGUAAAUUAACAUAGUCCUUUACCCAUGUUUUAUUUAAUGACCAUCACUGAGGGGCUGAAACAAGGAUAUGAGGCCGCCGAAGUACCGACGGAAGCCCUUGCACGAGAUUGCCCCAUCAGGCACGAGACAGGGGGGGACGUCCGAACUGUGUACCCAAGUACGACUUGCAAGGCCCAGAUUCAACCCAGCUGCAACCUUCUCGGAUUAAAUUUGGACCUCGUAAAUGGACGCAGAUUGCAAAAUGACAGUGAAGCAGCAGAUAACAUGUACGAGCGAGACCCCAGCCUUCCCGCCGGAGAGAGCGCGGAGGAGGAGACAGAAGACAGCAUCAUGUCCCCCAUCCCCGUCGGGCCCCCGUCCCCUCUGCCCAACAACCAGGACUUCACCCCCAAGGAGGGCUCCCCCUACGAAGUCCCCGUCUACAUUCCUGACGACAUUCCCAUCCCCGGCGACCUGGAGCUCAGAGAGUCUUCCGUCCCCGGGGCAGGCCUCGGGAUUUGGGCCAAAGCCAAAAUCAGGCUUGGGGAACGGUUCGGACCCUACAGCGGGACGCGGAGCGCCGCGGUCAAAGAGACCACUUUCGGAUGGGAGCAAAUGCUAAAUGACCAUGAAGUAUCCACCCAGGACAACAGCAUCAAAAAGGCUGUGGGUGACAUGGACAAUGUGAAGUUCUGCGUAGACUCCAGCCUGGAAGGCACCGAAUGCUGGGUAAAAUACGUGCGGACUGCCCCGUCCCUGGAGGAGCAGAACCUGGCGGUGUGUCACCUGAGCGAUGAACAGAUUUAUUAUAAAGCUAUUAGGGAUAUUGAAGUGGGGGAGGAGCUUCUGGUUUAUAUGAAGGACGGAGUUUUUCCCGAGGGAACCAUGGCGCCUCACCUAGAAGACGAGCCCAUGUACCGCUGCGAGGACUGCGACGAGCUCUUCCCCUCCAAGCCGGACCUGCGGCGCCACCAGAAGUACUCCUGCAGCAGCGCCGGCUGCCUGUUCGACGCGCUGGGCGACGACUUCAAGCAGGAGCGCGAGGACAGCGACGGGCCCGUGCACGAGUGCAAGGACUGCGAGAAGAUCUUCCCCAACGAGUACAGUCUCGGCCAGCACAUGAUCGUCCACACGGAAGAGCGCGAGUACAAGUGCGACCAGUGCCCCAAAGCCUUCAACUGGAAGUCCAACCUCAUUCGCCAUCAGAUGUCACAUGACAGUGGCAAGCGGUUCGAGUGCGAAAACUGUGACAAGGUCUUCACAGACCCCAGUAACCUGCAGCGUCACAUCCGCUCGCAGCACGUGGGGGCCCGCGCCCACACUUGCCCAGAAUGUGGCAAGACCUUCGCCACCUCCUCUGGUCUCAAGCAGCACAAGCACAUUCACAGCAGUGUCAAACCUUUCAUCUGUAAGUGCCGGCCUCCUUGUCUAAGCCUCAGAUAUAAUAGCGAGUGUCCAAAGGCCUUCCGUCUAUCUCCACCCCAACCCAGUGACAGCUCUAAUUUUAUAGGUGAGGUGUGUCACAAAUCCUACACCCAGUUCUCCAACCUCUGCCGCCACAAACGAAUGCACGCAGACUGUCGCACCCAGAUCAAGUGCAAGGACUGCGGCCAGAUGUUCAGCACUACCUCCUCCCUCAACAAGCACCGGCGCUUCUGCGAGGGCAAGAACCAUUACGCCCCCGGGGGCAUGUUCACGCCGGGCAUCCCCAUGACCUCCAGCCCCAUCAUGGGCAAGUCCAAAUCCCACCAGGGCCUGAACCACGUCGGCCUGGGCUUCAGCGAUUACUUCCCCUCGCGCCCGCACGCGGGCCUGCCCUUCUCCCCGACCCCGCCGGCCUUCCCCACGCUCUCGCACGGGUUCCCCGGCAUCUUCCCCCCGUCGCUGUACCCCCGGCCCCCCCUCUUACCCCCGAGCCCCCUCCUGAAGAGUCCCCUCAACAGCAGCCAGGACGGGAAGCAUCCCAGGGGCCCUCUGGACCCCGGCGGCCUCCACGUGGUCUCCUCUCUCAACAACAACGGCAACGGCGGCCACGGCAACCAGCUUGACGACAAGGCCGAGUCCAAGCUGGACGCCUCCUACCCGAACAGCAAGUCCAAGGUGAAAAUGAGCGACGUGUCGGACGGGAGCGACCUGGAGGACGUGAACACCACCAGCGGGACAGACCUGGACACCACCACGGGGACGGUGUCGGGGUCGGACCUGGACAGUGACGCCGAGAGCGACCGCGACAAGGGCCGGCGGAAGGCGGCGCAGGAGCCCAAGCAGGACGACGUGAGCAGCAGCUCGGUGUCCAUCUCCAGCUCGGGCAACCUGCCCUGCGACCGGCCGCUGCUGGCCUCCCACCACUCCUUCUUCCCGCCGCCCGACGAGCAGGCGCUGCCGCCCUCCGGCGCCGCCACCGACUCCAUCAAGGCCAUCGCCUCCAUCGCCGAGAAGUACUUCGGCCCCGGCUUCAUGGGCCUGCAGGAGAAGAAGAUGGGCUCCCUGCCCUACCAUUCCAUGUUCCCCUUCCAGUUCCUGCCCAACUUCCCGCAUUCCUUGUACCCCUUCACAGACCGCGCCCUGAACCCCGGAAUGUUCUUCAAGGCGGAGCCCAAGUCUCCCAGGGAGCCCCUGCAGAAGAUGGGGGUCCCCGGCGCCGAGUCGCCCUUCGACCUCACCGUCAAGCCCAAGGAGGCCAAGCUGCCGGUGCCCGCCAGCAAGCUGGCCCCGCCCACCAGCACGCCCCUCCUGUCGGGGGAGGAGCCUCUGGACCUCAGCAUCGGCAGCCGGAGCCGGGCCAGCCACAACGGGGGCACCCCGGAGAAGCGGAGGAACCACGUGUACGGCGGCGGAAAGGGGCUCCCCAAGGACGAGCACCCCGCCCUGCCCCCCCAGCACCACCACCACCCCCACCCCCACGUCCUGCACCAGCCCCUCCCCCAGCACCAGCAGCCCCUCCCCCAGCCGGCCCCGCCCCAGCAGCAGCCCUCCCUCCAUUACGCCAAGCCCUCUCCCUUCUUCAUGGAUCCAAUCUACAGCAGGGUGGAGAAGAGGAAGCUGAUUGAUCCUGUAGGGGCACUGAAAGAGAAAUACCUGCGCCCCUCCCCCCUGCUCUUCCACCCGCAGAUGUCCGCCAUCGAGAACAUGACGGAGAAGCUGGAGAGCUUCAGCUCCCUGAAGCUGGACGCGCCCGGCUCCCUGCAGCACUCCUCGCAUCACCUCUUCAACUUCCGCUCGCCGCCCCCCUCGCUCUCCGACGCCAUCCUCCGCAAAGGGAAGGAGCGCUACACCUGCAGGUACUGUGGGAAAAUCUUUCCCAGGUCAGCUAAUCUUACCAGGCACUUACGAACACACACAGGGGAGCAGCCCUACAGAUGUAAAUACUGUGACCGGUCCUUUAGUAUCUCCUCGAACCUCCAGCGACACGUGCGCAACAUCCACAACAAGGAGAAGCCCUUCAAGUGUCACCUGUGCAAUCGCUGCUUUGGCCAGCAGACGAACCUGGACCGCCACCUCAAGAAGCAUGAACACGAGAACAUCCCAGUGAGUCAACAUUCUGGGAUCCUUUCGAAUCUGGGAACAAAUAUCUCCUCUCCAAACUCGGAGACAGACAAUCAUGCACUUUUAGACGAGAAGGAGGACUCCUACUUCUCAGAAAUCCGGAAUUUCAUUUCCAACAGCGAACUGAACCAGGCGUCCAGCUCCACAGAUAAAAGGCCAGACCUCCAGGAAGAGGAGCGCCCACAGAGCCACGCCUUCCCCAACUCCAAGCUGAGCGGGCGGGCGGCGGAGGAGGAGGACGAGGAGGCGGAGGGAGACGACGAGGACGAGGACGGGAGCCUGACGGAGAAGUCGCAGGACGAGGCGGCGUCUCCGGCCGCCCUGCCGCAGGGAACCUUCGAGGAUGAGGAGGAGCCGGCGUCGCUGUCCAUGAGCUACGAGCACACCCGCAGGUGUAUUGAGGAGGAGGAUGCAGGGCUCUUAGACCUGGACCCCCUCCCGAGCUUCAACAAGGGCCUGGACCUCCAUAAGGCCACAGAGGAGCCCUUUGAUGUUAAAGACAUAUUUAACACUUCCUUAGAGUCGGAGGCUCUCAAAGAGACGCUGUACAGGCAGGCUAAAACACAGGCUUAUGCAAUGAUGUUGUCUCUGUCUGAAAACAAUCCUUUGCACGCAUCCUCCCAGAAUUCUCUGGAUGCUUGGCUGAACAUGGGAGGGGGCACCUCGGAGACCAGCAGCUUUCACCCGCUCAAUCACAUCUAAGAGAGAGGGUGUGCGUGAGAGAGAGAGAGAGGAAGAUGGGGAGAGAGAGAGAAAGAGAGAAAGACAGACCACAUGAAGGACAAUGUGACACCAGGAGGAGAACACAAAGGACCUGGGGCUCCUUCCCUGUGUGUCAGUGGCCAGAGAGAGGCAAAGAGGCAGCCCUGCUCAUCCCUGUCAAUCAGACAGCCCCGCCCACCAGCCACCACCCUGAUCUCAGAUCAGCCAAUCAGCCUCAGCCAGGUCAGGCCGAACAGGAAGGACAAAAAAAAAACACACACAAGUAGUCGCCACAGCAACUGCAUCCAGAAGGCCUGCACUAGUCAAGGGGGAGGCCAAUGCAAUCAACUAAUGAAACUGGAACUCCAAGGCAGCAGUAAGGUGUUUGUAAGAAUAAAAACAGUAUGUUGAACACAGGGUUUGAAAAGAGGUUAGUUGUCAAUGACAAAAAACAAAAGCUGUAGUCACAUCAUGGAUGUGAAAAUUGGAGUUCAAGUUUAAAGGAAGUCUGCCGUGAGCAACAGUACCGUGUACUCUUCUACCAAUAUCCCUAAAUCAAAAUGAAUGUAAUAUGCUCAUUUUUCUUCUGGUGCCUCCCAGUAGACACCAGCAAAGAGAAGGAUACAGUUCUUCUGAGCUACAGUUCCACUGUACAUUCCCCUCACAGUCUUAGCAAAGCUGCUUCUGCAGACCAUCUUUAAUGAGUUUUCAUCAGGCACAUUCCCUGCUCAACAUCCCAUUCAGUAACAAUCACAAAACCAAGGACAUCAACAAAGCUCUGGCUUGAAAAAAAAAGUUAAGUACUGAGGGUUCUGGAGAAGCUCACUAACAAUGAUGUAACUGAACAAACUUUCCAAAAAACAUUCAGCGUGAUUCUCAAAAUAGGACAGGUUAGGAAUUUCAAAUUUGUUUGAAAAUAUAUCAAUUUAGAAUUUAAAUUAUUACCCAUUGGGGCCAAUAGUAAAAAUAAAAAAUAAUAGUAAAAAAAAAAAAGGAUCUUUCUUCCUCAUUAAAUUCAAAUUCAUUUUUUAACUCAACAUUUUUUGUAUGUUAUUUGUUCUAUAAAACAGUAUUGUUUCUUUUUUAGGCACUGCGGUGCUAAAAUGCUAAUAUAAUUAUUUAGUGAAGGACCAAAAUUGUAUGAUAUUGUUCUAUGUUGUACAAAAUAACCAGGACGUACGUAGCAGGAGUGAUGUGUGCCAAAUAACCCAUAGAAAAUGUUUUGUUUUCUGACAAUCAUUUCUUUUUGAAGGGUUUUUUAUUUGCUGUUGUAGUUUUGUUGUUAUUGCUUUCUUGUAGGUUUGUUUGAUUUGAUGGGUUUUGUGUAUCUUAUUUAUUUUGGUUGUUUUGUCAUUGUUGAAGAAGUGACAAAUGAAAAAAGAAAAGAACUCCCUUUUUAUCCCACUUGAGUUUUCUGAAGGAAAAGUGUGUAAAACGGAAGCUGUAACCGAGAUUGUGAAUCUCAGAUAUCGAUGCUGUCGUGUAGAGACCAGUGUGCCAAAUUUUAAAAGAAAUCGUGAUACCAUCUGCUUUAUUUAUGACGAGAAGUUAGUUGUAGUUCAGCUCUUGCUUUGCAAUUAGUGUUCUUUGUGAGGUUUGGUUUGUCUUGCUGCAGUCCAACAAUUUCAUACUGUAUGCAGGGUGUUUUGUGUGUAAAAAAAAAGGUUUAGGUUUUAUUGUAGCCAUUCUUGGACACAUUCACUUAGGAACUGGUGUAAGGCCACUUAAAAUGUCAGGUGACCUGAAUGUCUGGGCAUUGCAUUUUAUAAGUAAUCUGCAGUAUGUAAAAUAAGAUCAUGCAUUUUACACCCUCUCUACUACUUUCUUAAUCCUGUUCCAGCAGUACUGUGAUCUGUGGUUGCACAACCAGUUUCAUGGUUUGUGCUUUUAUUCUGUAAUUAAUAGUUACAUUCAACAAACAUUCACCUUAUAGAAAAGCAGUAACAUCCGACUGUGGGACAACACAAAGAGACGGCAUGGACAGGGUUUUUUUUUUUGUUUUUUUUUAAGCUGUCAACUUCAACCUGUAUAAUUAUCCUUUUCAAUAUAUUCCACACAGGUCUGUCAUAGUGCACAUCUUUUGUAAUAUUAACAGAUCACUGCAAAACUGAUCAUUGUAUAUGACUGUUCACUUUUGACUGUGUACAACGCAAGGACCGCAGCAGAAAAGAACAGUAGGGCACAUAUGUACAUGUGUGUGUGGCAUUCAAUGAGAGCUGUGCCGAUCCUGAUUGGCCAUCUCAGGAAGGGCGGGUGGGCUUUGGACAGGCCCCGCCCAAGGGCAGCAUUUGGUUUAUCCUGUUGCUAGGAUUCCAGGUGUCCAUCCAUCCGUCAGUUAUCAGUAGGGUCCCAGCACAGCACUUAUACAGAACUGUGAAGCCAGUGAGUUAAUCCUACAAGGGGAAAACAAGAGCAACUUGUUUGCAACAAACGAGUCUGUGCGGACAGUUAAACGAUAAGCUUUAUGUCAGCGUCCUUGGUCUGUUGUAGUCCCUCAGCAAAACAGCAUCACUUGAAAAUAUUUGGAGAAAUAACAGAGGUUGUAAUGGUUUUUGUGUCCUAACCUCCCCCAUAGCUUUCAUUUGAAGUCAAUCAUUCCAUACACCCAUUUCAGUCAGUGCAAAACUUGUAUAGCACUUAACUUUUGUGAGCAUUUGUGUCACAAUCAGCCACUGGAAUAUUCAACAUAAGUGUGCUCUGUUACCUUGAUGCUGGUCACGUUAAGAGAUUUCAGGAUGAGGCUGACUUGGUUCAAACAAGCACUUUAUCUCUUGGAGAAAAAUGCCUGCAGAUGCUGUAUAAGGUGGAUGUAAUCAAAAGUCAGAGUACUGACUUGAACAUACCCAGCAAAGCAAAAAUCUGUUUGUACAUUUUUUCCUGAAGUACGAACAUUAAAAUGUAAGCCUCCUGACUGUCUUAGAAAGUUGUAGAAAUAUCUCUCUGGAGAGAUACAAGCUGCAAAUGUUCGAAUGGCAAAUGCUUUCAGGCUGAGUAACAUAAAAUGUUCAGAACUCUCUCUCUCAAAACUCUCUGAAUGAUCUACAGUUCAUGAUUUAAUGUGUUGGGUAGCAAAAUGGGUGAUUUAUCUACCAGCAAAGACUUUUCUAAAACUGAAGCACUGUAGUAAACAAAUGUGCCAGCAGGUGGCAGGGUUGUAUCAGUUUUAUUUCAUGCAUAAAGUCAGGCAACCAAUGGACAAAGUAGUAGAAGCAGUCUUCACAAGAUUUGAAAUGGGUAUAUAUAUAUAUACAUUAAUUUGCAGUAUUUUAUUAUAUGCAGAGGCAUACUUUGAUGAAUAAAUGUGUGGGGGAAAUUAUAUCUUGGGUAACUUCAUGUCACAUACUACUGUUGUAAGUGUGCGCUGUAGGUUAUAGAAUAAAUGAUUCAAAUAAGGAUCACAUUGCCAGCUAUUUUAAGGAACUAAUGAAGGGUCACUGACUUAAUAACUUGACAUGGUCACUGUUCUUUCCCCUCUGUUACAGUACAAACUAAGAUAAAAUGGUUUCGUUUAAACUGUAUAGUAUUCCGAAAGCAAAGUUGCAUUUGUCUGAAAAUUCAUUAAAAAUAUAUGGGUUUAAAAUGGAUGGUGCUUGUUUCAUUUUGGAUUGGAAUUGUAUAUCGCCUCUGUUAUGUUUAUUAAAAAAAUAAUGUGCAUGACUUGUGUUUAGCAGUCAUAAUGGUGUCCAUUUGUGAAAUGUGUAUCUUAAAUUUUAAAAAGAGUAAAAAAAAAUUAAAAAUAAAAAAAAAUCCGUAGAUGCACUUAUUGUACAUGUGGUUAGGUUAGUAGAUUUGAGACUUAAAGUCCUUUACUGCCUUAAAAAAAACACAAUGGGCAGAUGUCUAUUAAAUAAAUACCAUAUGCUUGUGGGAGAGAAAUAAUGAAAAUCUGAGAAGAUUGUAGAAUAAUAUUGAAAACUGAAAUUGCGGUUCUUUUUGAUGCUUGUGAUUAUUGAAGAUGUACUUUAGAGAAAUUCCAUUGAAAAAAGAUCUCUGAUUCUGAUGUUAAUUCUGUAGAAUAGGAAUGUAUACCAAAUGUAAUCUUUCCAAUGCUAUGAAGAAUUUAUACAUGAAAUUGAUAUGCAAUAAAAACCUGUGUGCUUUUUAA